Molecule: messenger RNA, 2776 nt
Organism: Anneissia japonica
Lineage: Eukaryota; Metazoa; Echinodermata; Crinoidea; Comatulida; Comatulidae
Product: sphingomyelin phosphodiesterase 2-like
Exons: 6
Coding region: 570-1190 (206 amino acids)
Source: RefSeq, a predicted model, not a curated record
UUUAAUAUUUAAAAUGCCUAUUUUUUAUUCUUUCUCUUGGCAGGGGCGUACCUUUUGUUACCAGGGAUAGACGUAUUCGAUUUAAGUAUAUUGCAGAAGAAUUAUCAAAAGGGGAAUAUGAUGUUGUUGCUUUACAAGAGGUCAUUCAUUCAUCAGAUUACGAGUUGAUAUGUAAACAUCUGGCACAAUCACAUCCUUUCCAACACUAUUUUUACAGCGGAGUUAGAAGUGGUGUUUGCAUAUUCUCUAAUUGUCCAAUCAUUGAUUCAGCCACCUUCCAUUACUCUAUCAACUCAUCUCCAUACAGAGUGCAUCAGCUAGAUUGGUAUGCUAGGAAACUGCUAGGCUUGGUCAAAAUCCAACACCAAGGCAUUGUAAUCAACAUUUUUGCCACUCAUGUGUGUGCUAUCCAUACUCCUUCACAUCUUGUAGACCCACUGUUUUCACAUCGCUUGGCACAAUGUUAUGAGAUCAGUAACAUAGUAAGGCAAGUUGGAUCAUCGGCGGAUGUCAAUAUAUUGUUGGGAGAUUUCAACUCUGAGCCUUUCUCAUUGCCAAAGAAAGUUUUGAUGGCCAAUGCCGGUCUGAAAGAUGUGUGGGAUGAAAGGCCAAAUUCUGAUGAUGGUAGUGGUGAAACUUGCGAAAGAGAUUGCAAUUAUUACACACAUCUCAAUAAACGAGUUUAUGAAAAGUUUCAAGAUGGAAUGCGCAUUGAUUACAUCAUGUACAAUGGUUGCCAUAGUUACAAGGUGCAGUGCACAGAUGCUCGUUUGGUGAUGCGAAAGAUACCGGGUUCAGCGCUCAGUCCAUCUGAUCACGAAGCCCUGUCAGCCACCUUGGAAAUACAGUAUUGCAAAGAUACUGAACCACCAAGUUUAUCUGCUGAUUUGCCGAGUUUGUUAGAAGAUGUAAAAGAUGAGUUUGUCUCAGCGUACAAUGCAGUCCAACAGAAGAGGCUAGUUUCUGCUGGCCUGGCAACUUGCUUCGCACUUCUACUUGCUGUCCUCCAGCUCACUUCAAUUACAGACAUCAUCUGUGCAAAGUCUUUGAUCUGUGCAAUAUUAGUUAUAGGAUUUUUUCUAUGUAUAUGGGAUAUUUGUGUACAAAGGGUCUUUGAGGCCUCUGCUUUUUGUUCUCUGAUAGAAAAUGUAAGAAUUCGUAUGUUGUAUAUAAAAAAUGAUAAAACAUGAUUAAUGCAAAUCAAGCCUUCUAUAUAUGGUACUGCAAAAUAUUAUGUAAAAUAGAGCACAGGCUAUUGAAUAGAUGGAAAAGGAUAAAAAAGAGAAUACAAUUAGAGACCAAAAAAACCAAAGAUAAAAAGCUCUAUAAAUCAGGAUAUCAACCUUUUCAAAUUAUAUAGUUAUACUGUAAUUAUAUAUUUAUAUACACUGUUACAAUUAAGUUACAUGUUCAAGAUUUAAAUUUGAUAUAUUAUGCACACAAUAGUCAACUAUGACUAUAAUAAUGGUAUAAAUUUAACUCUUUAAAUAUUACAGAAAAGAUAUGUUUUAUCCUUGACAAUGAGAAUGUAUUUAGUAAAAAAUUUGUGGAAAGAGAGGUCAUUAUUUUUACAUGCCUCUACCUCAUGUAUUUUAAUGAUGUAAUAAUCCUUAUGUUUUUAAAUUGGUAUUACUACAGUACAGCUGUACUUAAAAGUGGAUUGAAACCUCUAUGCAGUACUUUAUACUAUUGUAUACUUGUUUUAGUAGUUUUUGUUUCUCUCAUUUUAUACAUUGAACGCACCAAAUUAUUGUCUGCCGCUGAAACAAAAGUGUAUGUUGAGUUGAAUAAAUAAAUAAAUAAAUAGAUGAAUAGAUAGAUAGAUAGACAGACAGACAGACAUCAUAUGCCAGCCAUUGCCAGCUCAUUUUCAAUGUAUCCAGUUAAACUGUGUACCAAUCAUUCAUUUAUGAAGUUAAAUGAAGUCCAUCAGCUUUUCAAUAAUUCAGUUAUUGGAGCUUUCUAUAAACAUUGGAAAUAAUUAUAUUUUUUUAUCAACAAGAUCUACAAAUAUAUAACCUCAUGAAGUGUAUUUUUAUAUAAAAUAUCUGAUUAAAUUUUAAAAUACACGAAAAUUAAAUUAAAUUAAAUUAUUAAAUUUAACCUAAUUUUUUUUGUUAUGAUUGUAAAAUAUAAUUAGAUAGUAACCUCUUCUAUUGAAUUAGCAAAUAUUGCAUACCAUUAACUUGAUUAAAUCCCUCACGGGAGAUACCGUAUUUUUUGGAAUAAACGCCCCUUAAUUUUGCUGUAAAUGUGGAAUUACAACAUAAUUCAAAUGUGCAUGAUCAUAAAGACGUUUAUUUAAGGAAAAAGUAAAUGCCUUGGGGCGUUUAUUAAAGGGAGCCGUUUAUUCCAAAUUAUUCUCUAGAAGAGGAGUUUAUUCGAGGGGGUGCUUAUUCAAAGCAGGGUGUUUAUUUAAAUAAUAUGGUAUUAGAUUGAAUUAAGUUUCCAAUUCUGUCUGCUACUAAAUCUGAAGAAAAACCUAAAAAUUAAAUUAAAGAUUUAACAUUGUUUACAAUAGAGGAUAUUAAUACUGUAUAUGUAAGGUCGAAACAAUUCAGGUGUCAUUGAUUUAAAACGUUUAAUGUCUAUUUCUUUAUUUUAAUUUUCCAAUUUCUUGGCUUGCUUGCCAUGGCGUAUCAAGGAGUAUUACAAUUUGUAUUAUGCCGACUUGUCAAGAUAAUCUAUCUCGCCAUGACAACAUACAACUUUUACUAUGUCGACUUGCCAAGAUAAUCUAUCUCGCCAUGACAACAUACAAUUUUUACUAUGUCGA